Molecule: messenger RNA, 1166 nt
Organism: Herpailurus yagouaroundi (jaguarundi)
Lineage: Eukaryota; Metazoa; Chordata; Mammalia; Carnivora; Felidae
Gene: SFT2D1
Product: SFT2 domain containing 1
Exons: 7
Coding region: 81-491 (136 amino acids)
Biological process (GO): vesicle-mediated transport
Cellular component (GO): membrane
Source: RefSeq, a predicted model, not a curated record
CCGGCUUCCUGGUUCCGGGUUCCGUCAGGGCACCGGGGGCCGGCAAGCGGGAGCCGCCAGGGCGGCGGCGGAGCAGGGCCAUGGAGAAGCUGCGGCGGGUCCUGAGCGGCCAGGACGACGAGGAGCAGGGCCUCACGGCGCAGGUCCUGGAUGCCUCGUCCCUUAGUUUCAACACCAGGUUGAAGUGGUUUGCGAUCUGCUUCGUGUGCGGCAUUCUCUUCUCUAUCCUUGGAACUGGAUUACUGUGGCUUCCCGGGGGCGUCAAGCUUUUCGCAGUGUUUUACACGCUCGGAAACAUCGCCGCGCUGGCCAGUACGUGCUUUUUAAUGGGACCCAUGAAGCAGCUGAAGAAAAUGUUUGAAACGACAAGAUUGCUUGCAACAAUCAUCAUGCUUUUGUGUUUCAUACUUACAUUGUGCGCUGCUCUUUGGUGGCACAAGAAGGGCCUGGCCUUGUUGUUCUGCAUAUUGCAGUUCUUGUCGAUGACCUGAGUCAACUGCCCGUGGUUGCAAAUCCCGCUUCUCGGCCUUCCCGAUGCCUGUGGUGACCUGUCCCUCCGAGUAUCCGGCCUCGCCCUUCCCUCCCGGCCACAUGCUCCCCUCCUCCGGGAAGCCUCUUUAGGGUCUGGGCUGCGGUGAGUGUGUGAUGGGUGGGGUUGGUUGCGCCCCUCCUCACACGCCUCCGUGUUUGUCACAGAUCCAGUAUCUGUCAGAGGGUUUUCCUUCUUCAGAGCUGAGUUCGUGCGCUCCCUGCAGGGGUCAGGCCACCCUGCCUGGGCUCGUGGCCUUCAGCCUCUCUGACGUCGCCCCUGCGAGAUCAGUCUUUCCUUGCGCCCUGUUCCCCUCCGCUGGUCGCGGCCUCGACGGGUGUUACCGGCGCUUCUCUGUGCGUGGCUUCACUCGUGUUCGGGGAACCGUGGGAAGGUGUAAAUCCCGGUCCUUGGCCUUUUUCUGUAAGAGGUUGCAUUUUGUGGCAUCAUCUGUACGUGAUGGUUGAUGUAUCCCUGAAGGGGAAUGCCAUUUAUUCUCGCUUUACUCUCUUGAUCGAAAAGACUUAAAAGGGUGACCUUCUUGCCGGAACAGGCCCAGACUGUAGCGGGCGGUUGAGUCCCACAGAUGGCUCCUGAAAACACAGAGUUUCUUGUGCGGGGGGCGGGGGGCGGGGGG